CAACUCUGUGAAGUGAAGUGAAGUGAGAAGUGAAGAGAAUUAGAUUUCUACACACGUUAAAGAGCUCUACACAUUGAAGAUUUUCUCAUCAUUCAUUUUUUUGAUUCUUAAACUCACUUGAACAACUUUAUAGAAAUUCUCAUUAGUUUUCUCAUUUCAUUUCUUUAAAUCCAUCAUCAUGUCUUCAUCAACUGGAAUCGAUCGAAUUGACUCAACUCAACUCACCCAUCGAUUUCAAAAAUCAUCAGAACAACAACCCAAAAUCAUUCAUAUAGAUUCAACUAGAUCUUCUACACCUGAUUCAUUAGAUCAAGAUGAGAUUCCGUGUUUCGAAUUACCUCCCUUCACCAUCAAAGAGAUUCUUUCUUCUAUUCCUUCUCAUUGUUUUGAUCGUUCAUUAUUCCGUAGUCUUUCUUAUGUGUUGAGAGAUUUCUCUUUCACUGCUCUUUUGGUCUAUGCUGCUACUUUUAUCGAUGGAGCCUUUAAUUCAAAGAAUGGUUCGAUUCUGGAUGGUCAAUUAGGUGCGAUGGCUAACUUUGGCGCUUGGGCUGCGUAUGGUUAUGCUUUGGGAUUGGUCUUUACUGGCAUUUGGGUCUUGGCUCACGAAUGUGGUCAUCAAUCCUUUUCAUCCUCAAAGACGAUCAAUUAUUGGGUUGGAUGGAUCCUACACUCGGCUCUCUUGGUCCCCUUUCAUUCUUGGAGAAUCACUCAUGCUCAACAUCAUGCUUCAACUUCUCAUCUUAAUCGUGAUCAAGCCUUUGUUCCUUACACUCGAUCUCAAUUGAAUUUACCUCCUUUACCAAAGGAUGCUUCGAAACGUGAAAUCGAAGGCACUUUGGCUCCUAGUUUUUACGAACGAGUGGAUGACUUAUUAGAAGAUGCACCAUUAUGGGCUUUAUGGAAAUUGAUAGUUCAUCAAUCCAUAGGCUUCGCAGCUUAUCUUGUAAGAAAUGCAUCAGGACAAAAACAUUAUCCACCAUACACCAAUCAUUUUAACCCAUGGGCCAUCAUGUAUGAUGAUCGACACCGAAUGCAUAUCGUUUACUCGGAUAUCGGGAUCGCUAUCACCAUUGGAUCACUCGUCUUCUUUGGAAUGAAGACAGAUUUCUUGUCGGCCUUUAAGUACUAUAUCGUACCUUAUCUAUGGGUUCAUCAUUGGAUCGUCUUGAUUACCUUCUUACAACACACUGAUCCUCUCUUACCUCAUUACCGUGAAGGUGCCUUUAACUUCCAACGUGGAGCUCUUGCUACCAUGGACAGGAAGAUCCAUGGAUUCUUUACUCAUGGUUUAGCCGAAACUCAUGUGGCUCAUCAUCUCUGCUCCAAGAUCCCACAUUACCACGCUUGGGAAGCCACCGAUGCAUUAAAGGCUAAACUAGGACCUCAUUAUCAAUCGACUGAUGAAAACUAUUGGGUUAGUCUUUGGAAAGCCUUUCGACACUGUCGAUUUGUGGAAGAUGAAGGAGAUGUGGUGUUUUAUAAGAAUGCUAAGGGACAAGCUUUGAUUAGGUUGAAGGAAUCGGAUGGAUCACCUAGUGAUUCGGGAAUCGAAGUCGAUCAAGCUAAAUCAAAGUAAACCAUUAGUUUUGUGUCUCUGUGCCUUUUAAUUAGAUAAGUACCCUCCUAUCUUUUUCCGAGACUCAAGGUUAGGUAGUUUUUUUGAAAUUGAGUGAUACAUAGAAGGGGAAAAACUUGUGAUGAGAAGAUGAUAUUUUUCUUUUGACUAGAUUAGAGAGAGAGGAUCUUUUUGAAAAAAACAAUUGAAAGAACCUUGAAGAUUAUUUGUUUGAGAUUUUGAAAUCGGGUUUCUCUUCAAUCUUUAUAGAUCAAGAUAAAGUAGUAGUAGUAGUUAGUAGGACAAAGCAAAAAGUAAUUUUUUUUAAUUGGCUUUAGUUUUCCCCAUGAAGAGAUUUGAUUAUCUUUUUUUUUGGGUACUUGAAAUUUGAAACUUGUUUCUCUCUUUGCCUUGUUUUGAAAAUUUGAAAUCUUAUCACUUAUCAUUUUUUAUAGAG
This is a messenger RNA of Melampsora larici-populina 98AG31, 2012 nucleotides long. RefSeq lists its product as uncharacterized. Gene Ontology annotation, biological process: lipid metabolic process. The transcript has 7 exons. Gene Ontology annotation, molecular function: oxidoreductase activity, acting on paired donors, with oxidation of a pair of donors resulting in the reduction of molecular oxygen to two molecules of water. The record is from RefSeq and is a predicted model, not a curated record. NCBI's taxonomy places the organism in Eukaryota, Fungi, Basidiomycota, Pucciniomycetes, Pucciniales, Melampsoraceae. Bases 179 to 1576 code for a protein of 465 amino acids.